AUGUGUGAGCAGCAACGCUUGCUCGAGGCGCAUCUGAAAGUUGCUGAAAAGACAUCCUUUGACAGGCUCUCGUUGGUUAAACUGCAGAGGAUCACAGCGCUUCGGUCUACGCUGAACUCCAUGCUCACAUGGACAGCUAAGAGGGAGCUUCCAUUUGCAAGUCAAAAGCUGUUUGAGAUGGGGAUAAGUCGGGCAAGUGCCCCUGAGGAGGAGAAGCAGUUCCUGGUUCCGCCGUCAUUCAAGUUCGCCCGCAGCCUCUCUGUGCCGAGCGCUGAUGAGAUCCCUCCUCCUCCCACCACCGCUCCCCCCGACCCACCGUUCAACCUGCCCCAGCCCCGCUCCGGUCCCCCUCCCCCACCCCACUCCUCCGGCCCCGCCUCCGCCGCACGCUCGACCUUCAACCCCGCGGGCACCGCCGACGCUGCCAAGAUCUAUGCCAGCCUGCGGCACGAGCUGGCGGAGACGGGAAAGGUGGAGCUGAAGGAGCGGCACAAGAGGGACAAGGCGGGGGUUUACCGGCAAGACUCGGACCAACUGGCCGGAGCAGGGGGUGCUGGGAGCGGCGGGGGAGGGGGGUCAUCGUCUUCCUCCUCCACUUCGCAGCCGAACGCCCGGGGUCGGAGGGCACAGGCCACCGAGAGCCGCUUCAGCAACCCCACGGCCAGGGUGGUGAACACUGCCAUGUUUGUGCCCGCCAAGCCCGUGCGGCGGAAGGGGCUGCUGGUCAAGCAAUCGAAGGUGGAGGAUGAGCAGCAGCAGCAACAACAACAACAACAACAACAGCAACAGGACAAGACCUGCUCCAUCCCCAUCCCCACCAUCAUCAUCAAGGCCCCAUCAACCAGCAGCAGCGGUCGCAGCAGCCAGGGGAGCAGUAUGGAGGCCGAGGCCGGAGGGGAGCCUCCAGCUCCCCCACCCCCUCCCCCGCCGCCCGCGCCCCCUCAGGCCCGCGACAGCCUGGACUUCACCAGCCAGUUCGGGGCGGCCAUUGUGGGGGCUGCCAGGCGCGACCGGGAGCGCUACAUGGAGGCCCGCCGCAAAUCCGCAGCCUUCCUGUCCACGGAUGUGGCGGAGGAGCAGGGCGAGAGCGCGCCUCGCCUCACCCACUCCAAAUCCAUCGACGAGGGAAUGUUCAACAGCGCCGAGGCCUUCAUGAACAUCAUGGCAUCGGCCGGGCGGGGGACUCAUGCUUCGGCCUACGCUGAUCGCGGCCUGGCCUACGAGGCCCAGGCCACCAAGAGGCCCGGCCCGGCAGCCCCAGGCCCCGGCUUUAGUUUCGCCCCAAGGACCAUGGCCUUUGUCCACCCACUGACCGGUAAACUCCUGGACCCGGAGUCUCCCCUCGGCCUGGCACUGGCGGCCCGUGAGCGCUCACUCAAGGAGCAGCCCCGGGAGCCGGAGCUUGAGCCUUCGGUCUCCUCCGCGGCGGCGAUGGGGCCCAAGCCCCGGGCUGGCCAGAGGAAAGAGACCGGGGGUGCAGUGCGCCCCCCUCCCCCACCCCUCCGGGCUCAGAAGACGGAGGAGGCCGAGGCGAGGCCCCUGCCCAGGGCGGAGGCCGAAGGGCAGGCUGAGUACCGGGUGCGCUUUGUGGAGAGCACGCCCCUUCCCCCUCCCCCUCCGCGGCCACCCCUCCCGGAUCCCCAGGCCCUGCCCCUGACAGUCCUCCCCCCUUCCUCCUCCGCCGCCGGACCUGCCCUCGUGGAGGCUGGCAGCCUGCCCACGGUCGACUCGACGGGUUCCAGCCUGACCUCGUACGACAGCGAGGUGGCAACGCUAACACAGGCGCCCGCCAGCAAGGAGAACCACAUGGACUGCGGCGUCAGCGGCGAGGGGGGCGCUCUGGGCUCCGGGAGCAGCCGGGCGCCAUCGGCCGAGACCCUCCUGGACAACGUGGGCGACUCGGGCAUCGAGGAGGUGGACAGCCGCAGCGGCAGCGACCACCACCUGGAGACCAUUAGCAGCGUCUCCACCUUCUCCAGCCUCUCGGGUCUGUCCUCGGAGGGCAACGAGCUGCUCGACACCUACAUCGCCUACCUGGACGGCCACGCCUUCGCCGACAAGCCCCCCUUCGCCUCCCGGGUCAGAGGCCGCCCUCCUCCCCUGAUGGGGAGGGGGCCGGGCCCUUUGAGGGACCCCACCACCACCACCAGCACCAGCACCGUCUCCUCCACCGUCCCGCUCCCUCCCCCCCAGUCGGCGCCCGGGCCCCCCUUCCUGCCCCCCACGGCCCAGCCGCCACCCCCCUCCGAGCCCGCCCCCUGCCCGUUGGAGCGCCACGUGCCCCCGUCCAUGUGGGAGGAGGCUCCACACACCGGCCAGGCCUCCAACAUGGCGUCGAUGAAAGCCAGCAUCAUCAGUGAGCUCAGCUCCAAACUCCAGCAGAUGAGCGGCACCUCCUGGAGCCGCCAGCCCGACUCCGUGGGACCCCCGACGGCCUCCAAACCCGUGCUCCUCCGACACAGGAUUGCUGACGAUUCCAUGCUGGGAGCCGUAGCUCCGAAAGCCCCGCUGAGCAGCACAUUCCAGAACUGGCCCAAGACGCCCCAGCACAGCCCGAAACCCCCAAAGACCGUGGAGUUUGACAUCAAGCCCCCCAUGAGGAGAGCUCCCAGUCCCUCCAUGCCACAGGCCACUGAGCACAGAGUCAACCCGGGCACACCGCGCCCCUCCUCACUGCCCAUCCUGCCCUCGGUGGCACAGCCUGCGCCCCCCAUGGGCUACGACAUACACAGUGCCCCCACUUCAGUCGGGAACAGCUUUGCCAGCUUCCCCCCCGGUAGCCGGGCCCACUCACCCACCAGCAGCUUCCAGUCGCCGCCCCCUGUGCCCCCCGACAAGCCCUUCGCUGCCAAGCCCCUGGCUUUCUGGACCAAGUUCGACGUGGCCGAUUGGCUGGAUUACCUGAACCUGGGCGAACACAAGGAGCACUUCCUGGACAACGAGAUCGAUGGCAGCCACCUGCCCUCGCUGCAGAGGGACGACUACGUCGACCUCGGUGUGACCCGGGUCGGUCAUCGGAUGAACAUCGAGCGCGCAUUGAAACGGCUUCUCGAGAGGUGAUCGCAGAGAGAGGGGCCGCCCCUGGCAUAGGACUCCCCACCCCCAGGACACACCCCACCCCCAGGACACACCCCACCCCCAGGACACACACCCCA
Chiloscyllium plagiosum (whitespotted bambooshark) is the source of this 3155-nucleotide messenger RNA. NCBI's taxonomy places the organism in Eukaryota, Metazoa, Chordata, Chondrichthyes, Orectolobiformes, Hemiscylliidae. The record is from RefSeq and is a predicted model, not a curated record.